AUGGCAGAAAAUGAGGUGGACUUGGACUCUAUCAUAGAUAGACUGCUCGAGGUCCGUGGCAGCAGGCCCGGCAAGCAGGUUCAGUUGUUGGAGACGGAGAUCAGAUACCUAUGCACCAAGGCUCGCGAGAUUUUCAUUUCGCAGCCCAUCCUCCUCGAACUCGAGGCGCCCAUAAAGAUUUGCGGCGAUAUACAUGGACAGUACUACGAUCUUCUGCGCCUGUUCGAGUACGGCGGCUUCCCACCGGAAGCAAACUACCUCUUCCUCGGUGAUUAUGUCGACCGCGGCAAGCAGUCCUUAGAAACCAUCUGCCUACUCCUUGCAUACAAGAUUAAGUACCCCGAGAACUUCUUCGUCCUUCGUGGCAACCACGAGUGCGCCAGCAUCAACCGUAUCUACGGCUUCUACGACGAGUGCAAACGAAGAUACAAUAUCAAGCUAUGGAAGACAUUCACCGACUGCUUCAACUGCCUACCAAUUGCCGCUAUCAUCGACGAGAAGAUCUUCACCAUGCACGGUGGUUUGAGCCCCGACUUGAACUCUAUGGAGCAGAUCAGGCGCGUCAUGCGUCCAACUGAUAUCCCCGACUGCGGUCUCCUGUGUGAUCUCUUGUGGUCCGACCCCGACAAGGAUAUCACUGGCUGGAGCGAGAACGACAGAGGUGUCAGUUUCACGUUCGGUCCAGACGUGGUAUCACGCUUUUUACAAAAGCACGACAUGGACCUCAUCUGCCGCGCCCAUCAGGUCGUAGAAGACGGUUAUGAGUUCUUCUCGAAGCGCCAGCUUGUCACACUCUUCAGUGCGCCAAAUUACUGCGGUGAAUUCGACAACGCGGGUGCCAUGAUGAGCGUCGAUGAGAGCCUGCUCUGCUCGUUCCAGAUCCUAAAACCCGCGGAGAAGAAACAGAAGUACGUACCCUCAAGUUUCGGUGCCAGCAGACCGAUGUCUCCUCGAACCAAGAAAUCCCAGAAGUAG
Messenger RNA from Didymosphaeria variabile, 975 nucleotides. RefSeq lists its product as uncharacterized. Bases 1 to 975 code for a protein of 324 amino acids. The transcript has 4 exons. The record is from RefSeq and is a predicted model, not a curated record. Gene Ontology annotation, molecular function: protein serine/threonine phosphatase activity. NCBI's taxonomy places the organism in Eukaryota, Fungi, Ascomycota, Dothideomycetes, Pleosporales, Didymosphaeriaceae. Gene Ontology annotation, cellular component: nucleus; cytoplasm.